AUGAAACUAUUAAAUUUGGCUCUUUUCUUCACUUUUAUAAUAAAGGUAUUUUCUGUAGAUACUACAACAAUUCAACGUACUGUCGUUGUCACUUCAGGUGUAUGCCCAGAUUGUUCAACUACUACAACAACCAAUCAAACUCCUACACCUGCUAAAAAUGAUGAAAUUUGUACCAAUUUCGUUACUGUCUAUAAUACUAUUGCUGUCACAAAUACCGUAACUCAAACUGCUUCUGUCACCAUCAGCGCUACACAAACUGUCCAAACAACCGAAACAAAUAAAGUAACAAACACUGUAUAUCCAACUAUUCCAGACACAAUUACCAUAACUGAAACUGCAACUGCAACUGUUCAUUCAACUAUUCCGGAAACUAUCACCAUCACUACUACUGAUAUUUCCCACUCAACUGUUGCUUUUACCAUCACUGAGACAGAAACUGUUCAUACUAAUGUUCAAGAUACCUCAGUAUUUGUUAACACAGUUAAAAGCACUAAUGUUGUAACCUCAACUGUAAUUUAUACAUCAACUGAACUCAUCAAGAGUGAAGCUAUCCAAACUUCGGUUGUCACAGUUACUGAAACUGAAUUAGUUACCAAAAUGAAUUCUGAAGUAAAAAUUAACGAUGAAAUGAUUUCUUUAACCGCUUAUGCAACAGAAACAUCUGUUAUUACAUUGACUUCUAACAUUGUAAACACAAGUAUUGUCACACUUGCCACUACCCACACAGUUCAAUUGAACAAUACUAACGUCAUUGAAAAAACCAUUACUAUAACUAAUAAUGGAAAAUGUGUUGAAACUGAAAAAUUCAAUGCAACUAUUACUGAAUAUGAAACUACUACUAUCCCUCUAACUGUUAUCGAUACAACCGUUGUUACCUCAAUGACUGGAUCAACAACUAAUAUCCCAACUACAGUUACCAAAGAAGUUGUCUCUUCUACUGUGAUUACAAAUACCAUAUCAACGGAAUCCAUAAAUACAAUUUUUACUACUUCCACAAAUCUUGUUUCUACAACAUCUACUAGAAUGAAAACUACUGGCACCACCACAACAGAUACCAAUACCAAUUUAGUUAGUAAAUGGAUAACCAAUCAUAUUGAUUCCACAAAUGUAGUUUCUUCUGUCAAUGUCAAUACUGUAUCCACAACAAACAUUCAAGUUCAUACAACUAACAGUGAAAAUACGUCAACUGUAGUAGUUUCGAGUACCAAUUUGCACCCAACUACUGAAGUCCAUGUAGUUACUUUAAGCAGCGGUACCACAUCCACUACUCAUUCUUUUGCCAUUCAAAGUGAAUCAUCUACUACAUCUGUUCCAAGUCAUUCUGUUGCAAUUUAUGAAGGUUCUGGUAAUAUAAUUUCCUCCAAAUUUGCAUUCUUGAUCUUACCAUUAAUUGCAUUAUUAUAG
Molecule: messenger RNA, 1404 nt
Organism: Vanderwaltozyma polyspora DSM 70294
Lineage: Eukaryota; Fungi; Ascomycota; Saccharomycetes; Saccharomycetales; Saccharomycetaceae
Exons: 1
Coding region: 1-1404 (467 amino acids)
Source: RefSeq, a predicted model, not a curated record